Molecule: messenger RNA, 501 nt
Organism: Rangifer tarandus platyrhynchus (Svalbard reindeer)
Lineage: Eukaryota; Metazoa; Chordata; Mammalia; Artiodactyla; Cervidae
Source: the annotation of a GenBank genome assembly
AUGCUCGUGCCAGCCCCUUUCCUGCUGGUCUUGCUGCUGCUCCUCGGGGCCCCCCAGGCGGGCCUCACCCAGAGGUCCUGCAAAACCGGGUCCAGCCUCAGCUGCCUCCACACAGCCCUGCGCGAGGCUGAGAAGAGCCAGCAGAAGGACACAUCGCUGCUGAUCAAGCAGACCUUCCCCGCCCUGCCCCGCGGAGACCUGGAGGACCAGGAGGGGCAGGAAGAGGAGGACACAGAGAAAAGGACCUUCCCUGGCUCCGGGGGUGGCGGCGGUGGUGGCGGGGCUGGCAGCACCCGGUACAAGUACCCGUCCCAGGCACAGUUCCAGGGGCGGCCAUCCCAGGACAAGGCCAAGAGUGACCGGCGCGCCAAGGUCACUCUGUCCCUGGACGUCCCCACUAACAUCAUGAACAUCCUCUUCAACAUCGCCAAGGCCAAGAACCUGAGAGCCAAGGCCGCCGCCAAUGCCCACCUCAUGGCCCAGAUUGGGCGGAAGAAGUAG